AUGCAUUUCUCUCAAUUUUCCGCAGUUGCCUUGAUGGCAGUUAGUCUCGUAGCUGGCAUACCUACACAAGCGCCCAGUGCAGCAGACGCGACAACCCAUACUGUUGUCGUCGGCUCAAGCAACACUGAUCUCCUCGUAUUCACACCACAAGAACUCAACGCAAAGACCGGCGAUAAAGUGGAGUUCCAAUUCUCCGAAAGAAACCAUACCGUCACACAAUCUGCAUUCGAUUCUCCAUGUCAGCCGAUGGCCAACGCAAUUCAUAGCGGCUUCGUUCCGACGACAGCAAAUCAAAGCAUGGUCACGACCUUCACUAUGACGGUCAAUAGUACCGCUCCGAUGUUCCUAUAUUGUGCGCAGGGAAAGCAUUGCCAAGCUGGAAUGGUUAUGACAAUCAAUGCAUCAAAUGGGACCCAAAACGUUGGGACAUACAAAGCCGCAGCAGCUAAAGCAGCAUCCAAUGUUCCAGCAAAGAAAGUCAGCGGUGGCGUCGUAGGAAAGAUUGCGCUUGAUAAGGCCACCACGGUUCCCCUACGACGACGAAUUUAA
Sclerotinia borealis F-4128 is the source of this 549-nucleotide messenger RNA. The record is from the annotation of a GenBank genome assembly. Lineage: Eukaryota; Fungi; Ascomycota; Leotiomycetes; Helotiales; Sclerotiniaceae.